This is a messenger RNA of Cryptomeria japonica (Japanese cedar), 1633 nucleotides long. Its product is annotated as vegetative cell wall protein gp1. Lineage: Eukaryota; Viridiplantae; Streptophyta; Pinopsida; Cupressales; Cupressaceae. The record is from RefSeq and is a predicted model, not a curated record. Bases 807 to 1277 code for a protein of 156 amino acids. The transcript is spliced from 2 exons.
UUGGACGAGCGGGUUGUUCUGAAUGGUAGAUACAGCGUUCUGACCUUGAAAAUCCGAAGAUUGUAAGACAAGAGUCGCUGUGACAGUGUAUUACUGGUUGUCAUGGUCUGCUACUUAGCAGAUCUCGAAAGAUAUACUCCAGCUUUCUGAGCUCGAUCUAAACAGAGAGAAUAUCCAGGUUAGUUCAAGCUCAUUUGAUAAUCAGUCCUGUUGGACCUUGGGCCCUUUUUUUCUCACAUGCUCAAAAAUUUCUCAUAGUAGAUAGCAGGAAUUUACAGUUAAAAGAAUUCUGGAAUAGAGGUUAUUUCAUAGAGGAUCAUGAGCUGAUAUAAUCUCAGUUCUUGAUAGUUCAAAUCUUAUAGGGUUAGGGGGUUAGGGUUACGUAUGUAUGUCUUAUAUUUGAAAUACAGUUAAAUAUCUUUUACAUAUUGGACAUGCCCACAGUCUAGCAUACAUGUCUAGCAGUCUUCAAUCCGUAAGUUAUCUGCAGACCCAAAAAUAGAUUGCCCAUAAACUAUAAAAAGUUCCAUUUCGAUGUUAUGAAUGAUUUUCAGUGAUUUGAAUGAAGCUUUCCUUAUAGGUUAUGAAUACACGUAUGUGUGUACUUAUACCCAGUAUUAUCAAUUGGGCUGGGUUUCUCUACCUGAUAGAGGGAAGUCUUUAACCAUCUAUUCCUUGUGGGAAGCAUUUGUCUAGUACUUAAGCCCUAAAAUUAUUAGGGUCUCUGAAGGUCUAGUGCUCUGGCACUAAUCUAGCCUUGUUGGGUUCUCGAACUAAAGGUUGAAUGCAUAUUUUGAGAGACUUCUAUGAAGGAUAGAAGUCAUUGGAUGGAGAGGGAACUGGAUACAGUUCCUCCAAGUGUAGAGGAAGAGAGACAUCCAACCCCAACUUCUUCGCCUCCAACUCCUCCAUCUCCGUUACCAGUGAGUGUAGGUCCAGGCUACCAGCAAUAUUUUUUUCCUUCAUCUCCUUCAAAUUCUCCACCAUUUUCUCCCACUAGUUCUUCUCCAUCGAAGCCACAGGUCUAUGAAACAAUACCACCGCCUGCAAGAUCCAUACCAUUUGAUAAAAAGCCUUCAAAAGCAUAUACUUCUCCCACUGAGUAUUCUCCACUCCUCCCUCACUUUGGUACACCUCCAGAUGAAGCUGAAGAUGAUGAUUAUGUUGAGUGGUCAACCAAUAGGAGGACUGCAAGAUCAUUCUUUAGAAGAUGUUUAGAGAAAAUUUUCUGUUGCUGUGGAAUUCCAGAUUGCUGUCCUCCACUCUUCACAGAUUAGAUGAGAGAAAAAUUGUCAUGUUGCUUUCCAUGGGGAUGAUUUUCAAUGGAGUUUUGCAGGUACUGUUUGAGGCCCCGGGUUCUGAAUUUUUCACAGAACUGGUUGUUGACAGUUCAUUGAAACAUAGAAGAAUAAAAAUCAUAAUCACAUAGGUAAAUUGAUAAAAGAAUUUGCAAUAUAAUCGUCAGAAGACGUAUGGAUUGCUGAGAAAUACUUGUUCAAACUUUUGUAUUCUGCUGGCUAAUUGUUGUUUUAACUUAAGGUGAAUGUGAGCAGAUCAGUGGGGAAAAUAAAUUGAACAAGAUCAAUUCUUUGGAUGAAUAAGCAAUUGGACCCAUGUGGCCAAUGAUCUUUUA